Messenger RNA from Anopheles coustani, 3592 nucleotides. RefSeq names its product 5'-3' exoribonuclease 2 homolog (gene Rat1). The record is from RefSeq and is a predicted model, not a curated record. The transcript is spliced from 3 exons. Gene Ontology annotation, biological process: nuclear-transcribed mRNA catabolic process. Gene Ontology annotation, cellular component: nucleus. Lineage: Eukaryota; Metazoa; Arthropoda; Insecta; Diptera; Culicidae. Bases 108 to 3227 code for a protein of 1039 amino acids. Gene Ontology annotation, molecular function: RNA binding; 5'-3' RNA exonuclease activity.
UCGUGAAAGUGCAAUCGUUGAAGAGGGAAAUUACUAGGGAUAACUUAGUUGUUAAGUGAAAAUCCUCCAUUUUAUCGUAACAUUACCACCGCCGAUUGGUCCACAUCAUGGGAGUACCAGCAUUCUUCCGUUGGUUGACGCGCAAAUAUCCGUCCGUGAUCAUCGAAUGCGUCGAGCAGAAGACCAUCGACGAUGAAGGAAAUGUCCAUUAUGAAGACAUGAACAAUCCAAACCCGAACCGGGUGGAGUUUGACAAUCUGUACCUGGACAUGAACGGUAUAAUCCACCCGUGCACCCAUCCGGAGGACAAGCCGGCGCCAAAAGACGAGGACGAGAUGAUGCUUGCCAUCUUCGAGUGCAUCGAUCGGUUGAUGAACAUCGUUCGGCCACGCAAGGUCCUGUACAUGGCCAUUGACGGGGUGGCUCCGCGUGCCAAGAUGAACCAGCAGCGUUCCCGCCGUUUCCGUGCGUCGAAGGAAACUGCCGAAAAGGUAGCCGAAGUGGCCCGUAUUCGCGAGGAACUGCAGGCGAAGGGUGCCAUUUUGCCACCGGAAAAGGAGAAGGGCACCCAUUUCGAUUCCAACUGCAUCACACCGGGAACGCCGUUUAUGGACCGGCUAAGCAAAUGUCUGCAGUACUACGUUCACGAACGGUUGAACAACAAUCCGAGUUGGAAGAAUCUAAAGGUGAUCCUCUCGGAUGCGAACGUACCGGGCGAGGGUGAACACAAGAUCAUGGACUACAUUCGCAAGCAACGCGUACAGCCGGACUACGACCCGAAUACGCACCACGUGCUGUGUGGCGCCGAUGCGGAUCUUAUCAUGUUGGGACUGGCGACGCACGAGACACACUUCACAAUCAUCCGUGAAGAGUUCCUGCCGAACAAGGAACGACCAUGCGACAUUUGUCAGCUACUGGGACACGAGAUGAAGGACUGUGUUGGUUUGCUGAAGGCGGAGGGUGCAGCUGGUGAUCGUGCACCGGCGGCACCCGGCAAGGAAACACAGUUCAUUUUUGUACGCCUAAAUGUACUGAAGGAAUAUCUGCAAAAGGAACUUGAUAUGCCAAAUCUGCCGUUUCCCUACGAUUUCGAGCGCGUGUUGGACGAUUGGGUGUUCAUGUGUUUCUUCGUCGGUAACGAUUUCCUACCCCAUCUACCCAGCCUGGAGAUUCGCGAAAAUGCCAUCGAUCGGCUGGUGACGCUGUACAAGAAGUGUGUGUACAAGACGCGCGGAUAUCUUACUGACUCUGGCAGCGUUCUGCUCGAACGUGUCGAGAUGAUUAUGACCGAUCUCGGCUAUGCGGAGGACGAAAUUUUUCGCCAGCGCAAAACGAGCGAAGAUCGCUUCAAAGAGCGCAAUAAACGUAUGCGCGCGCAACAACAACGUCAGCAGAGGCCGAACUUUGAGCAGAUUAACAGAUCGCAGUUCGCUCCAACGCCGCUGGGCCGAGGCGUGCAACCGCAAGCGAUUGUUAAUCCACGACAGGAAGCGGCUCACUUCCGUAUGCUCGGCAACUCAACCGGUGAUGGCAACAAUCAGUCGAACAAUUCCGAACAAGGAGGACAGCAGCGUGGCAUAAAACGAAAGGCAGAAGAAUCACUGGCGGUGACCCUGGCGAACGAGGAAGAGCAGGAAACGCCGGACGAAGUGCGCCUGUGGGAGGACGGAUUCAAAGAUCGAUACUACGAGUCGAAGUUCGAUGUGUCCCCACAGAACGUUUCCUUCCGUCAGACGGUCGCAUGGGAGUACGUGAGAGGUCUAUGCUGGGUGUUGAAGUACUACUAUCAGGGAUGCGCCUCUUGGGAAUGGUAUUUCCCCUACCACUAUGCACCGUUCGCAUCGGACUUUAAGCUGCUUACGAACGUGAACACACACUUUGAUAAGGGCACGCCGUUUAAGCCACUUCAGCAGCUGAUGGGCGUUUUCCCUGCUGCUAGCCGUAGCCACGUACCCCCACCGUUCGCUGAGCUGAUGGAUGAUCCCAAAAGUCCGAUCAUUGAUUUUUACCCCAUCGAUUUUCACAUCGAUCUGAAUGGAAAGAAGUUCGCCUGGCAGGGUGUCGCCCUGCUGCCGUUCGUCGACGAGAAGCGACUGUUUAAGGCCACGGAUCCAAGGGUCGGCCAGCUGACGGAUGAGGAACGAAGGCGCAAUGAGAAUGGCAACGCAAAGAUGUUCAUACUACCCGGUACGGCUGGCUAUCGUAUGCUGGCCGGUCUGUAUGAAGGCGAGGUGGACUACGAACGCGAGGUUGCGUGCACGGUGGAUUUUGUCGUAGGGCUUGUCGUGCCUACGAAGGAGUGUGUACCCCGCGAGGGGCUACUUUCGUCACCGAUACCGGGCCAAGUGACCGUUUCGGACAAUCGCGUGCUGACGGUGGACUUUAUCGAUCCGAAGUUUGCGGACGAUUACGUUUUUCCUGCCCGGAAGCUCGAGAACGCGAAGGAUCAACCGAAGGUGCUGAGUGCGAAGGAUGGUCCAGUGAUUGGCUUUGGUCAGCGCGGUGACCGCGCACAUCUCGACGCGUCCGGUCACCGAAUGGUGAACAAUCGACUCGGAUUGGGCUACGGAGGUCGUGGAGGCGGUGGAAGCCGUGGCGGUUACGGAAACGGUGACAAUGGUGGAGGCAGAGGAGGCUAUGGCAACAAUGACGGAUGGCGAAGGAACGACUACCAGGGCCGGGGAGGACAGGGCGGCUACGACAGUAACAAUCGGCAAAACGAUCGUGGAGGUUAUCAGAACACCUUCUCCAGCUACAACAGCUCCGACGGUGGAAGUACUUACAGAAGCAGCAACAGCUACUCGUCGAACAACAACGCUGGCAAUGCUGCGGAAGCAAACAACGGAAACGCUGCUGGUGGUGGUGGCGCCGGUAGGAGCGUAUUUGAGCAGCUUAGCAGCCAGAUUCAGCAGUACCAGCAGCAGAUGAUGAGCGAAAUUUCCCGCAACUCCCAGCCGGCGGGCAGCACUGUCCUGCCGAAUCCAUUCGCCACUCAGUCCCGCAACAACUACGACUCGGAGCAGCGCGGCAACAACAGCAACUGGAUGAACAACAACGGUGGGCGGCCGUACAACCGGGACGGUGGUCAAUUCGGCAGGGGUGGUGGCGGUGGUCGCGGAGGACAGCGUUUCAAUAAUAACAACAACAACGGUCGUUUCGGUCAGAACAAUUAUGGCUCUUCCGGUGGCGGCGGUUACAAUCGGUAUAAUAACAAUCAGCGGAAUUAGUACUAAGGAACUGAGGCCGAAUGUUCCUACCCACCAAGAUGGAGUUUGAAACAAAAAAAAAAAAAACAAAAGAAAACAGCUCAGUACAACGCAUGGACAUUUAUCUCGGUUAAGGGACAACAUAGAACGUAUGUUGCAUACCCGAUGGACGGUAGAAGAUAGAAGAUCCUCAUCGAUUUGCGGAAAAUUCGAACGGUAAACUAUAACCACAACAUUUCUUUUGGCCGGUAAAAAAGACACAUUACGUCAAUUUCAUUGGCUUACAUUUGAACGUUGACAUUUUCAAAAAAAAAACCAUACUGAACUUUUAGUAACUCAAAAAUAACUGCAAAGUUCGGAACGGGACAAACGAUGGUAGUGGCAGG